AUGGCUCCCCAAAUCACUCCCAUCCUCCUCAUCUUGGCUGCUAUGUGCGCCACAGUCAAUGCCAUCUUGCCUUUAUCAGUGGUCGGUGCCAAGUUCUUCACCAGUGACGGUAACCAGUUCCGUCUUAAAGGUGUCGCCUACCAAUUGGUUGAAGACGAUCCGCUCGUGAACACCACUCAAUGUCAGCUUGAUGCCAAUCUCAUGCAACAGCUCGGGGCCAAUGCCAUACGCGUCUACCAUGUCGAUCCGACCGCAGACCAUAGUGGAUGCAUGAACGCUUUUGCGGCUGUUGGCAUUUAUCUCUUUGUCGAUUGCGAUAGCUUCAAGACAUACAUCCGCCUUGGUUCUGAGUCAUCUUGGACAGAGAACAAGUCGGAAUCAUACCGUGCGGUUGUUGAUAACUUUCAGCAAUAUCCCAACACUGGGGGCUUCCUCGUCGGAAAUGAGGUUCUCAACGUUGGUACGUUAUUUAUACGUUCAAUUGGGGUUCCUGUAGCUGACAAAGUCUCAGUGGAGGAUGCCCCGGCUGCUCCAUACCUGCUGUCAGCCGCUGUUGAUUUGAAGAACUACAUCGCUGCCAAAGGCUACCGCAAGAUCCCCAUUGGUUAUUCAGCCACAGAUACUGGUGCACUUCGACCUAUGCUCCAGAACUACUUGGUUUGCCGGGAAAAUCCUGUGGAACGCCUCGAUUUCUAUGCUUUGAACAGCUACGAGUGGUGUGGAUCAACUCCGACCUUUGAGACCUCUGGUUAUGUGUCCUUGCAAGCAGAUGCCAACAACUACCCUGUACCAAUCUUCUUCUCAGAGGACGGAUGCAACACUGUUCCUCCUCGUACUUUCAAUGAUCAGAACGCUAUCUUUGGUCCCAAUAUGUCGGACACCUGGUCAGGUGCCAUCAUCUAUGAAUGGAUACAAGAAAUGAACCAAUAUGGGCUGGUGUCUUACGGACCACAACUAGAUUCUAGUGUUCAGGAAGGAUCCAUCAUUGUUCAAGGGUUCACUCGCCAAGGCGUUCCUACACCAGUCCAACCCGAUUUCAAUAAUCUUCAACAAGUAUGGAAGACCUUGAAUCCCACUGGUGUCAAUUCUGCCGAGUACCAAGCCACAUUCACAGCGGUUGUCCCUCGUUGCCCGGCUUCAACUGAAGGAGGAUGGAACGUGAUCCCCGACGCACCAUUGCCCACGAUCGGCGUGGCUGGUGUCACACCAGGUAUGCCGGAGAACGUGCCAAAAGGCACCAUCUCUGUGGAGACCCAAACAUCGCAGAUCAGUGUUACUUACAGCUCGACAGGCAAUCCUUCGACUACUUCUUCCAGCAGUGCUAGCUCGGCGACUUCUGAAGCAGCAGCAGGUAGAACCGUCUCCAAGCCCCUAUCAAUGUACGACCAGGGAUUUUUGGGCAUGAUGAUUGCGCUUCUUGCAGUUUGUGCCGGGGCUGUGGCUUUGCUAUGA
Molecule: messenger RNA, 1452 nt
Organism: Exophiala bonariae
Lineage: Eukaryota; Fungi; Ascomycota; Eurotiomycetes; Chaetothyriales; Herpotrichiellaceae
Exons: 4
Coding region: 1-1452 (483 amino acids)
Biological process (GO): fungal-type cell wall organization; fungal-type cell wall (1->3)-beta-D-glucan biosynthetic process
Cellular component (GO): plasma membrane
Molecular function (GO): 1,3-beta-glucanosyltransferase activity
Source: RefSeq, a predicted model, not a curated record